AUGCCAAGCAGCCAGACAGCUGCCUGCCUCGCCGCUGCGGCGGCCGCCGGCCUCGUGGCACCCGCUUUCCUCCCGGGCUUUGCGGGCGCAGGUGCGGGCGCAACAGCUGCUCCGCAGCUACGUGGCUCCGCAACUAGCGCAGGCUCCGGUGUGGGCGCCGUUGGGGCCAUUGCUGCCGGCGGAGCUGUAGCAGUAGCUGCGCUCGCCUCAGCACGCCCGGUGCGUGCACGCACGGUGCACAAGGCCGCUUGCAAGGCCGGUCGCCGUGAGCUGGCGGUCGCCUACGAGGACUCAGGCAUCGAUCUCCUUGACAACGGCAAGUUUGCACAGGGCUUGGUGGGUUCCGAGGGUGCCUGGGGGCGCUACGAGUUCGAUCCCCUGGGCUUCUCUUCGAAAACGGAGCAGGUUCCCUGGCUUCGUGAGGCAGAGCUCAAGCACGGCCGCAUCUGUAUGCUCGCCUGGCUCGGCUUGGUGGUCCCGGACUUCGUCCGCUUGCCCGGCGAGAAGUUCUCUUUCGAGGCCGUGCCUGUCUCCAUCGAUGCUCAUGAAGCCUUCCGCGGUGCCACAGGUGUCAAUGCCCAGAUCUUGUUCUGGGUCAGCCUCGUGGAACUCUGCUGCACGAAGAAGGUCUUCGAAUGGAACUCUUUGGAGGUCGCUGGCGACUAUGGUCUUACCAGCUGGUUCCCCAGCGAUGAAGAGGGCCAGAAGAAGAUGCGCUUGGCCGAGCUGAAGAAUGGACGUCUGGCUAUGCUCGCCUUUGCUGGCGCGGUCACCCAAGCUGUCCUGACUCGCCAUCCUUUCCCUUGGCUGUACUGA
Molecule: messenger RNA, 816 nt
Organism: Symbiodinium natans
Lineage: Eukaryota; Dinophyceae; Suessiales; Symbiodiniaceae
Source: the annotation of a GenBank genome assembly